CUGUGAAUGAAUCUCGAACGUUUUUAUUCGCCGGGUGUGCCACCUGCCGGUGCGUCACGGCUGCUCUGUCCAAUCCGGACGCCGUGACUCUCCCUCGGAGAUCCCGCGGUGCGGUGCCCCCUCUCAUCGCCGUCUGAUCUGCGGUCGGUGGCGGCAGAAGGUGGCGAGCCUCGUUCAGUGUGCACCGCGAGGCGCUCGGAUGUGACCGGAUUGGACUGCCGUUCCGCCGCCGUGCCAAACGCGCACCCGCGUCAAGUUGGACUGGAUUGCUUUUCUCCCAUCGACUUGUGCUGCUCGUGACCCGCGCAUCAGUGAAUGUUAUGAGACGCCAUGAACUUGCUGGAGGAGGAUAAUCGCACACCCCCAGUCGACAGCAUGGACACCGAAAGGCACUCUGCUGAAAGGUGACCUCCAGACACUUCACCUCCCCAAAACGUUCGGAGAAAACUACCCCUGUCCAAGGCUUGAUGAUGUGCAAGGUGCAACAACAUGGCUAUCUUUACAGACUAGGCUGUCAUGUGGGAAAAUAUUUUGCAUUCUCUCUUCCCUUCCUCUAUCUGCAACUUCCUACCUCCCUUUUCUGUCUUUCUGUCUCUCUCUUUAGAAUAUGCCAGGACAUAACAAUGAGCUCCAACAGCACAGACCAUGGUCUCUUCCUGAGUGCCAACACAUUACCACCAGCAGCCGGAGCCUACCCACAAUCCAAUGCUCUCCACCAAGGAGGAACUGGAGGAGCCCCCUGGUUUGUUCUUCAUGUGAAUACCCUGGAUGAUAAUUCCUCUUCCACCAGCAAACUCUUAAACCUCACCUUAGAAUCACAAAAUGGGAACAGAACUGCAGUCCUCGAUCCCUUGGGUGGCCACCCUGUGUGGCAGGUUGUCCUCAUUGUCUUACUGACAGGAAUUCUGUCUCUAGUCACCAUCAUCGGCAACAUCCUGGUCGUGGUAUCAUUCAAAGUUAAUCGCCAGCUGAAGACAGUCAAUAACUAUUUCCUGCUGAGCUUGGCUGUGGCAGACCUCAUCAUUGGGGUCAUCUCAAUGAACCUCUACACAGCUUAUCUUGUGAUGGGCUACUGGGCCAUGGGCAACUGGGCCUGUGACCUAUGGCUUACUAUAGACUAUGUGGCCAGCAAUGCAUCAGUUAUGAACCUACUAGUCAUUAGCUUUGACCGCUACUUUUCAAUCACUAGGCCUUUGACUUACCGGGCCAAACGAACCACAAAGCGAGCCGGGAUCAUGAUUGGCCUUGCCUGGUUUGUUUCUCUUGUUCUGUGGGCCCCAGCCAUCCUGCUAUGGCAGUAUUUUGAGGGUGAAAGGACAGUGCCAUCAGAUCAAUGCUACAUUCAGUUCCUCUCAGAGCCCACUAUAACCUUCUGCACAGCCAUGGCAGCUUUCUAUCUGCCUGUGACAAUAAUGAGUGUUCUAUACUGGCGCAUUUACAUGGAGACACAGAACCGGUCGAAAGAGUUAGCUGGGUUACAGGGUUCAGGGGUUCGUGGUGGGAUAGCAGGAAGAGGUGUGAAUGGUGGGGGUGAGAAAACCCGCUUCGUCCAUCAGACAGGAAGUUCUAGAAGUUGCAGCAGCUACGAGCUAACCAGGCUGUCCAAGAGGAGAAGCACCUGUCGGGAGCUGGUUGGCCGCUUCCACUGCUGGCCUGGGGUUCGUUCUUGGAGACCUAGUAGUACAAGGCAAGGGGAGGGAGAUCCAGAUCAGAGCAGCAGUGACAGCUGGAACAACAAUGAUGCUGCAGUCUCAUUGGACCACUCUGGGUCUUCCGAGGAUGAGGACUGUGGGGGCAGAGAGAUGAUUUCCCAGAGUCAUGCUAUUUUCUCCAUUGUUCUCAGCCUGCCUGGCAUAAAGGCAGCUGUCAACUCCCAGCUCACCUCAUGUGAUGAUCUGGAUGCAGCCUCAGAGGAGGAUCCCCUCAAGGGAGCAGAGUAUAACCGAGACAGUCUCUCAACAGUCGCCACUGCCACCACCACACCUCCCGAUGGAGCAAGUAGUUCAGAAAAUAGCUACUACCAACGCCUCAGCUCACGCAAAAUACAGUCAAUGCCUAUCAUCCAGGCUCCAUCUAAACAAGGCUCUCUAGACGGUCCUCCAACAACUGCUACCACUGCCACUGACACAACCAGCGCAGCCACCAAAUCCCCCUCUGUCCCAUUGUCCUUCAAAGAGGCAGCUCUCGCAAAGCGUUUUGCAACUCGAGCACGGACUCAGAUCACCAAGAGGAAGCGCAUGUCCUUAGUGAAGGAGAAGAAGGCAGCUCAGACUCUCAGUGCCAUUCUCUUUGCUUUCAUCAUCACAUGGACACCUUACAACAUCAUGGUGCUGAUCAAUGCCUUCUGCGAAGUUUGUAUCCCGGAGACCCUGUGGGCAGUCGGGUACUGGCUGUGCUAUGUCAACAGCACAGUCAACCCCAUGUGCUAUGCCUUGUGCAACAAGACUUUCCGUACAACCUUUAAGAUGAUACUAUUGUGUCGCUGGGACCAGAAGAAAAGGAGGAAGCAGCAGUUUCAACAGAGGCAUUCAGUGGUCUUCCACAGAAAGAUCCCCAGGGAAUCUACGUAAAGGGCAGGAAGUUUAGACGGUUGAUUACAGAGAAUCAAAAGAUUCAACAUAGGGCAAGUAAGAAGCAUCCAUGUAGUUCUUUCUGUGGACUUUCUUUACUUGGAGAUCCGUGAUGUUUCUCUCUGCUAGUAUGUCACAGGCGCAAUCCUAUGUGUUGGUUGUCAGGUAUCGGUUUGUGUUGUUUCAUCUAAUUUGCAAAGCUGAUUACGUGUGAAGGGUUGUUUAAGGCGAGUUUGAGAGGUGAAACGUCUCCAUCUGUACUUGGAGUUCAAUUUGUGCAGCUGAGAGAAAAUUGAGUGGAAAUAAUAGAAAGGGCUUUAAAAUGCAUUGCAGGAUAAUUAUUGAAGUGCUCUUGACACAAUGGGAAAGAAUAUCAUUAUCAUUGGGUCUGGGAUUUAAAUUUCUACAGUUUCUCUCUUUGGGUAACUAGAUAUGUAACGUGGUUUUGCAUUUUAAACAAAACUAUGUAUCUGUAUCAUGUCGCUGAAAGCCAAGACAAAAAUACUUUGUGUUCACAGGCUUCUACAUUGUACUGAUUUGACCUGCCAUCUUCCUGACUGCCGUAUGUUUUUAUCAGAACAUCUGUACAUUGCCUUUCUACAUGGAUAUAGCUUUCCUGUCUGAUGGAUUAUAAAAAAGUUCUUAAAUAGUGUCCUUACCUUAUCAACAGAUCUUUGUUAUUUUUGUGAUAUUCAUCUUUGGUUUUCUAGAUAUUCUUCAGAUUUUGAGCCAGUCUGAAAAUGAUUCUUCUGAUGAAUUGAGUUGUGAAUAUUCUAUGUGGCACCACAGCCAGUGAACUGCUGUUGUGUUCAAUGUGAUUGUUGUGGUUUUUAUGGUGGAGACAAUAAGUACAUUGGUUGUGUUUUAUGUACUUGUGGUUUUCUGUCAAGGGUAUUGAUUAUACAAUGAUGAUAUUCUGUUUGUGUACAUUUGGAUAUUUCUGACUUGAUACACAAUGAUUGGUUGCACACACAAAGAUGUCCAUUUAUGAAGAUGUGUUUUGGUUUUACAAUACCUUUUAGAUUCAUACAAACCUACACAUCAAAGGAGCUUUUUGUAAAUGGCCACCCAUUUUUCAUGUAGAGAAAUGGCAGCCUCUAGUGGCUUGAGAAAAACUUGUUGUCUAGGUUCUGUCACUCCAACUUCAACAGUGCAGUAUCAAAAUCCCUUUAUGCCAAUAUGAAGAAAAAAUACACAUUUUAUCAUAAUUGCACAGCAGACAUGGAUACUUCUUGUACUGAGUCAGGUUAAAGUUAUUGAAUUUAGAUUUAAGAAAUUGUCAUGUAAAAAAAAUUACCCACAGUCAUGGAAGGUACAAUAUUCAACAGUCUGUCAUCACCUGGUUGUUUGUUUAAAUUUCAUAUGAUUUACGGGUUCUACUUUAAAAGUAUUAAUAAGACUUACAGACAUUGAUUUGUAAAUAGACUGGACAAACAAUCCAUACCAACAACAGUUGAAAUAAAGAUGCCAACAGGGCAGGUGUUUAUUUUGAGUUUUAUUUUUAAUGCACAAUAUCUUAUUUCUUAUCUUAAGUGGAUGUUUUGACAUUGUUGCUGCACUUCAAUUUUUCAGUACGAAUGUAAACUGUAUCAUGACACAUGGCAAACGAUGAUUUAGAAGAUUUAGUAGAAUGGAUUAUGUACGAUACAGUGGACAUGCGUAAUUUGCAAAGGAGAUGUAAUCUCAUGCCUGUCAACAGUGGAUUUUAUGUCUGUUUUCAACACAAUGUGCUCCAAUGUCUUAAUACAUUCAUCAAAAUAUGAGAUUUUUGUACUUAAAUAUUGAUAAUGUUAACUAACACAAACAUUUUGUUACAUUUCAAGUAUGCCAAUCGUACUCAUAUUUUAAGUCAAUAAAUAAACUUUUUGACAGAAA
Scophthalmus maximus (turbot) is the source of this 4445-nucleotide messenger RNA. It is a transcript of the gene chrm3a, whose product is annotated as cholinergic receptor, muscarinic 3a. Gene Ontology annotation, molecular function: G protein-coupled serotonin receptor activity; G protein-coupled acetylcholine receptor activity. The record is from RefSeq and is a predicted model, not a curated record. Lineage: Eukaryota; Metazoa; Chordata; Actinopteri; Pleuronectiformes; Scophthalmidae. The transcript is spliced from 4 exons. Bases 468 to 2570 code for a protein of 700 amino acids. Gene Ontology annotation, biological process: chemical synaptic transmission; adenylate cyclase-inhibiting G protein-coupled acetylcholine receptor signaling pathway; G protein-coupled receptor signaling pathway, coupled to cyclic nucleotide second messenger. Gene Ontology annotation, cellular component: plasma membrane; synapse; dendrite.